GAACAUCACAUAGACUUAUUUUAUAGUCAAUCCACAUGCAUGUUUUAUCAUGAAAUCGAAAACUUAUGUGAUUAUAAUCAAUCCGCAUGAAUUUUCUAGCAGAACAUCUCUUCUGAAAAGAUAACAAAAAUGGUAUUUAUUAAGUUAAAACUUAAUCUCUUCUUCAAAAAGGAAAACAUGUUUGCCACGUGUUCGUUGUCUGCGUGAUGCCAGUGUAUAUAACAAGAGCGCAUGUUACCAUCGGUGACAAACAUAAGUCGAAACAACCGCGAAAGGGGCCGAUUGUCCCCAAACAUGUUUUUCAUGUUUCAGAUAUCUUGCACACGCCUUAUUGUGUGAGGACUAUUUUCGUUACAUGCAUUGGUUGCAUAAUUGUUUCGGGGGGAAUAGUAAUGACAAUCAUCGGUUACAAACCAGGGAUACUGUUACCUUGGUAUAGAUCGAACAAUAAUACAAUUAAUUUCAAUGUUACAUCACCAUCGGCUGUACCGAGCGUUUUAGGUGAACCUGGACCUUUACGUGUACUUGUGUAUAUAGGACCGAUUCUCAUGGGGCUUGGAGUUUUCUUAGUUAUGGUUGUUAUAGUUUUGUUUUGCGAAAUUAAGGAUAGAUAUUUUAAUAAUAUUUUACCAAAGGUACAUCCUAAACAACGAGCAAAAAACCAGAUAUAUGAUCGUAUUAUUGAAGAAUUUCGCAAGAAUUAUUUUCGCGGAAUUGAAGUGCCGCUCAAACCAACAGUAAGAAGGAAAAACAAAAGUCGAUUUUCUUUUUCACUUUCACGCAGUGGAAGUUUGCUGUCAUUUGGAAGGAGACUUUCUCAUGAUUUUCAACGGCGAAAACGGAAACACAGUCGUGAGAGUCAGACUGAGAGAACACAUCACCCAAAAUAUCGGAGGCCAUCGAUUAAGAAACUGACAUACAACGAUACAUGGAUGAAAACGUCGUCGCUGCCGAAUAUAAGACACAAAGAAAGCGUGCCAAGUAUUUAUCAAUUGCAAGGAAAUAAAAGCGAUGCCAAAGAGACAACAUUAUCGCCAAAAGAACCCAUAAAAGUUCCAGUUAAAAUAUUGAGCAAUAAUGGUCUGGACAACCCAGCGUUUACUGACUUGGCGAUUGAUUCACGAGUAAGGCCACCUUUGAAAAAACACUCCUCUUUGGAUACCCAUGAUAGAAAUACUCAUGUGACAACUGUGAUUGUUCAUCGAGAAAAAGACAAAUCUUACAUGUCUGGCGGAUUUUUACCCGAGCUAAAUUGUUCGCGUACUGAGCCUGGGCAAUCACCAAACUACGAUGGUUACCUAGAUGAUUCUAUAAUCAAUAUAGAUACUGAUAUUAACCUUAUUCCAAACAACGAAAUUUGUUUAUCACCAGCAACACAUAUGUGUUAUAUAGACAUUGAUAAAGGUACAGAUUCAGGGGGUUUUGGUAUUCCUCAAGACCGACGUCGUGGCAAUAUUGAUUCUUGCAAGUGUGAUGAAACGGGUUUCUGCGAACUACAUGCACUUGGUAUGGAUUCGCCGGAAGAAUCGUUAAAUUUAUCGUGGGAAAACAUUCCGUCGUCUUCAAACGAAAGACGAAAUACCGAACCAAUUGUGUUUUAUAAAAGGUCGUUCAACAGUGUGACUAAUUCCGAUUCCCGGAUGGGUUCACUUACUCAAAGUGUAGAGGGACACGCGGAUGAUAAUAGCACACACUCGCCGCCAAAACAUGCGUACCACCCCUUAACGCCGAGUAAGUUGUUUGGACGCUUUAAAACGAGUAUUAUGGUAUGCAAAAGUGAUUCUAAUUUACCUCAAGUUGGAAAGCAUUUAUUACUACAAGAAACAGAUUCAGACGUUAUUUCUUUAGAUUCUCUGAAUUUGACUGACGAUAUGAUGAAAAACUUUGAACUGAACAAUAAGUCAAACACGUAAAAUAAUAAACAAGAUAACUUGAACAACGAAAUUGUUGCCAGUUUUAUGAUUAACCAACAGUAUUAUUUUAUAAAUGGUGCAUGUCUGAACGUUUCAUCAUUGCAUUAAGUCGACUUCUCAUGUUCAAUAGAAUAUUUAAUUUGGUAAGCCUAAGCAGUAUUUUAACAUUACGUGCAAGUUUAUUUGUAAAUAGAAAAUUACUAGACGGUCUACGAACGGUGUUUAAUAAAUGCAUAAAUCACCGAUCCUUAAACAGUUUUCUGUAAAUUUAACACUCAGACUACAUUGCAAUUUUAAAUCUCUCCAGUAACUUUAUGUUAGGGUAUGUAUAUUACAGUUUUCAGUUCAGGUUUGUUUAAUCUUUGCUUUUUAACGAAGCAUACUGGUUUGUAACGAUCAAAACUUUUGUAAUAGUUUCAAAAAGCAUAACACUAGUAUGAAAAGAUAAAAUGAUAAAAUUUAUAAUCACUUAUUUUUUUAAGAUUAGUUAUUAUAAUAAAUGGAUUUGUAUUGAUACAAUGUUCUUAGAAUAAUGCACAUUGUAUAGC
Molecule: messenger RNA, 2461 nt
Organism: Dreissena polymorpha
Lineage: Eukaryota; Metazoa; Mollusca; Bivalvia; Myida; Dreissenidae
Exons: 1
Coding region: 207-1913 (568 amino acids)
Source: RefSeq, a predicted model, not a curated record